Messenger RNA from Oenanthe melanoleuca, 847 nucleotides. RefSeq names its product MCTS1 re-initiation and release factor (gene MCTS1). Lineage: Eukaryota; Metazoa; Chordata; Aves; Passeriformes; Muscicapidae. Bases 151 to 696 code for a protein of 181 amino acids. Gene Ontology annotation, biological process: formation of translation preinitiation complex. Gene Ontology annotation, molecular function: RNA binding. The transcript is spliced from 6 exons. The record is from RefSeq and is a predicted model, not a curated record.
GGCCCCGCCCGUUCCGCGGCCAUGGAGCGGCGCUUCCGGCGGGCGCGGAGCGAGGGACGGCCCGGCCGGAGCCGCGUGUGAGCAGCGCCGAGGCUCUGGGUGCCCGCCCGCCGGCCCCGGCCUCCCCGCCCGGCGCCCCCCGCCCGCAGGAUGUUCAAGAAAUUUGAUGAAAAGGAGAAUGUAUCAAACUGUAUCCAGCUGAAGACUUCAGUUAUUAAAGGUAUCAAGAAUCAACUGAUUGACCAAUUUCCUGUUAUUGAACCAUGGCUAAACCAAAUCAUGCCAAAGAAAGAUCCAGUCAAAAUAGUGAGAUGUCAUGAACACAUAGAAAUCCUCACUGUGAAUGGGGAGUUACUGUUCUUCAGGCAAAGAGAAGGGAUUUUUUACCCGACGCUGAGGUUGCUUCACAAAUACCCAUUUAUUCUCCCGCAUCAGCAGGUUGAUAAAGGCGCCAUUAAAUUUGUCCUGAGUGGAGCUAAUAUAAUGUGCCCUGGCCUGACGUCUCCUGGAGCAAAGCUUUAUCCUGCUGCUGUUGACACUGUUGUUGCAAUAAUGGCAGAGGGAAAACAACAUGCGUUGUGUGUGGGAGUAAUGAAGAUGUCAGCUGAGGACAUUGAGAAGGUCAACAAAGGGAUUGGUAUUGAAAAUAUCCAUUAUUUAAAUGAUGGCCUUUGGCAUAUGAAGACAUACAAGUGAAACAACAGGAACUGUUACUCCAAAGGAAUGCACUUAGAUUAAAUGUGGACUGCUUUGUAAUUCCUUGUUUUUAAUGUGACUGAAUGUACAAAUUAUUUUGUUCUGUGGCUAUGCUAAAUAAAUCAAAUACAAAAGUUCUGUUAGGCUACAA